This is a messenger RNA of Salvia splendens (bonfire salvia), 634 nucleotides long. Its product is annotated as CBL-interacting serine/threonine-protein kinase 8-like. The record is from RefSeq and is a predicted model, not a curated record. The transcript has 4 exons. Bases 27 to 380 code for a protein of 117 amino acids. NCBI's taxonomy places the organism in Eukaryota, Viridiplantae, Streptophyta, Magnoliopsida, Lamiales, Lamiaceae.
UUAGUAAUUUCAGCAUCUCGGAUUUAAUGUCUGACCUGCAUUGCCAGGAUUCCCUGAAACAUCAAACACGAAUAAACCGGCAAAGGUUGUUGCCCUGUCAAGUAUGGAAGUUGUUGCUGAGUCAAUGGGUUUCAAGAAAUUACAAGAUGAGAGUUGAAGGUCUAUCUGCUAAUAAGACUUUGCAUUUCUCCGUGAUAAUGGAGAUCUUUCAAGUUGCGCCACCAUUCAUCAUGGUUGACAUCCAGAAAGCAGCUGGAGACGCCGAGGAGUAUCUGAAGUUCUACGAGAACUUCUGUAACAAUCUGGAUGAUAUUAUCUGGAGGCCGCCCGAUGAAACUGGCAAGUCAAGGAUCACCAAGACGAAGAGUAAGAGAAGAUAAUCUCACAAUACUCCUGUACAAUAUUGUUGUAGAGGUGUAAACACUCGAUGUUCGAAUUCCGGAGAUCCAGUGACAUCGACUCGUACAACUCCAACAGAGUCUGCUUCCACUUAGGUCACAUGUGAUCCCCUUGUGUUGUGUAUCGUUGUAUGGUGUUUUAGUCUUGAGUUUUUUUGGUAAAGUAAGUAGCUUUUUCUCUCUUGUGAAAUUUUGAUUGUGACUUUGAUAUUUGAUUGUACAAGUUUGUUUGGGUU